Molecule: messenger RNA, 1835 nt
Organism: Camellia sinensis
Lineage: Eukaryota; Viridiplantae; Streptophyta; Magnoliopsida; Ericales; Theaceae
Product: berberine bridge enzyme-like 8
Molecular function (GO): oxidoreductase activity; FAD binding
Source: RefSeq, a predicted model, not a curated record
CCUCGAAACUUUUCCUUUGUAGAUUGUAACCCUCUAAUAUACCCAUAAAUUUUCUCAUUACCCAAAAAAACCAAAUCAAGCUAACAAACAAUGGAGAAAACUUCAUCACCAUUACUACUAUUUCAUCAUCAUCUUCUUCUUUUUCUUGUUCUUCUUCUUCCUAUUUCAUCAUGGGCAGCCAUAGAUUCAACAACCAACUAUCAAACCUUCAUUAAAUGCCUAUCAAACCACUCAACUCCACAACACCAAAUCUCCUCCAUAGUCUACACUUCCUCCAACCCAUCUUAUCCAACCGUCCUCCAAUCCUACAUCCGCAACCGCCGCUUCAACACCUCCUCCACCCCAAAACCGCUCCUCAUCAUCACCCCCCUCCUCCACUCCCACGUCCAGGCCGCAGUCCUCUGCUCCAAACUCACCAAAAUCCAACUCAAAAUCCGCAGUGGCGGCCACGAUUUCGAUGGCAUCUCCUACACCUCCUCCGCCGCUGCCCCCUUCAUCGUCCUCGACAUGUUCAACCUCCGUUCCAUCAACCUCGACACCACCACCAACACCGCCUGGGUCGAAUCCGGAGCCACACUCGGCGAACUCUACUUCAAAAUCGCAUCCACCAGCAAAACCCACGGUUUCCCCGCCGGAGUUUGCCCCACCGUCGGCAUCGGCGGACACAUCGGCGGCGGCGGCUACGGCAACAUGUUGAGAAAGUAUGGCUUGUCGAUCGAUAAUGUUGUUGAUUGUCUAAUCGUUGAUGUUAAUGGCCGGGUUUUGGAUCGGAAAGCCAUGGGUGAGGACUUGUUUUGGGCGGUGACUGGCGGCGGCGCCGCUAGCUUCGCUGUGGUUCUGUCGUAUAAAAUUAGGCUUGUUCCGGUGCCGGAAACUGUAACGGUUUUUCGGGUUGAGAAAACGUUGGAUCAGAAUGCAACAGAGCUUGUUCAUCGAUGGCAAUUCGUUGCAGACAAGAUCGAUAAUGGGUUGUUCAUGAGGGUUCUGAUACAACCAAUUAGUAGUAGAACACAAAAGGGUGUGAAGACGAUUCGAGCAACAUUCAUUUCAAUGUUUCUUGGUAAUUCAAAACAACUCAUGACAGUGAUGAACAGAGACUUUCCUGAACUGGGUUUGCAAAAACUGGAUUGUAUGGAAAUGAGUUGGAUUCAAUCUGUGCUUUACUGGGCAAAUUUCGACCCAAAGACAUCCCCAAAUGUCCUGCUCGAUCGAACCUACGCUGCUGAUUUUCAGAAGAGAAAAUCAGAUUAUGUUCAAACUCCGAUUUCCAAAACUGGGUUAGAAUCGAUUUGGAAAAAGAUGAUCGAAUUGGGAAAAACUGGAUUCGUCUUCAACCCAUAUGGAGGGCGAAUGAGUGAAAUUCCGGCGGCGGCGACACCGUUCCCCCACCGUGCCGGAAACAUAUUCAAAAUCCAGUACUCAGUGAGUUGGGAAGAUGAAGGGGUUGAAGCAUACAAGAACUAUAUGAGUCAAAUCAGAGAGUUACACAGUUUCAUGACUCCAUUUGUGUCGAAGUCCCCUAGAGAAGCAUUUCUAUGCUACAGAGAUCUUGAUAUUGGAAUCACACACAAUGGGAAGGACAGUUACAAUGAAGGUAAAGUCUAUGGGUUGAUGUAUUUUAAGGGUAAUUUUGAUCGGUUGGUGAGAGUGAAGACCAUGGUUGAUCCACAGAAUUUAUUCAGAAAUGAACAGAGCAUUCCUCCAUUUCCAGCUAAGAGUAGGAUCUACAGAAGAAAGUAGAUAUGGAGACAAGAGCUUGGUGUGUUACAAGUUUGUUGUUAAUUGCUUUGCAUUUGGUUAUAAUGGUAGGCAUAUUAAAUUUUUUACGAAAUAAA